AUGCUAAAAAAUUAUCAGCUCAAAAUUGAUUCUCAUAAUUUAGAUUUUGCAAAUGUAGAAAAGCAAUUAGAGUCUGUGAAGAAAGAACGUGAUUCCAUGAAAGAAUAUUUAAGGCAGUUGGAACAAAAGAACGAUGAUUUAGAACGUGCUCAUCGUAUUUUAAACGAGAGCAUUGUAGAUUUCGAAAAAAUGCUCGAUAAAGCCUACGAAAAGAAUGCACUGCUCGAAUUGGAAGUGGAUGAAAAAGAAAUGUUACAAGAAAAACUGCAAAGACUAAUGGAUGAAACGAGAGACUUAAAACAAGAGUUAAAUAUUAAAGGACGAUAUUCACAAUCAAAUGGCGCGGUUAACAAUGCAAUUAAUACAUCAACUGGAAGUAUACCAAAUGGUAUAGCUGUAAGUUUAAGUGAUCUGAAAAGUUAUGAAUCAUCUACUACAAUUAACAGUGGCUCAAUGAACAUUAACGAAUUGAAUGAACAGCAAUCGUUAAAAAGAAAAAGCUAUCAAGAUCCUGAUAAUCUGCUUAAUGGCAAUGCAAUGACUGCAAGUUCCCGCACAACUGCAUUAAAUAUUGUCGCAGAUAUGCUAAGAAAAUUAAACGUAAUUCCUAAACUUGCUCAACCGCUUUUAAAUAAAAUCUAG
Messenger RNA from Teleopsis dalmanni, 642 nucleotides. Its product is annotated as nuclear distribution protein nudE homolog. NCBI's taxonomy places the organism in Eukaryota, Metazoa, Arthropoda, Insecta, Diptera, Diopsidae. Gene Ontology annotation, molecular function: microtubule binding. The transcript is spliced from 5 exons. Gene Ontology annotation, biological process: vesicle transport along microtubule; cell migration; mitotic centrosome separation. Gene Ontology annotation, cellular component: centrosome; kinetochore; kinesin complex. The record is from RefSeq and is a predicted model, not a curated record. The coding region runs from base 1 to 642 and encodes 213 amino acids.